GACGUCAUUCCCCCUCGCUUAGGCACGCGGAGUCGCCAUCGCAUUCCUGUCGGCCCAGUGUAGGCUCCGGUGCGGUAGCGAGCGGCUGCGGCGGUAUGCGGUCUGUGAGUUACGUGCAGCGUGUGGCACUUGAGUUCUGCGGCAGCCUCUUUCCGCACGCCAUCUGCUUGGGGGACGCUGACAACGACACGGUGCGGCCGUGACGCGCUGAAUGAGCUAGUGGUAGGAGACACCAAUGGGAAACUCUAUGUGUACAAAAAUGAUGACAGCAAACCCUGGACUGUACGAUCCUGCCAAGGAAUGCUUACAUGUGUUGGUGUGGGAGAUGUAUGCAAUAAAGGAAAGAAUCUUGCAGUGGCAGUGAGUGCAGAAGGUUGGUUUCAUCUUUUUGAUCUGACUUCCCCUUCAAAGCACCCAGAUGCUUCAGGCCACCAUGAGUUAGCGGAAGAGCAGAAGCCAGUGUUCAAGCAACAUAUUCCUGCCAACACCAAGGUCAUGCUGAUCAGUGACAUAGAUGGAGAUGGGAAGUGUGAGCUGGUUGUAGGUUACACUGACAGAGUGGUGCGUGCCUUCCGCUGGGAGGACUUAUCGGAGAAUUCAGACCAUGUCUGUGGGCAGCUGAUCCUGCUAAAGAAAUGGUUACUGGAAGGUCAGGUGGAUAGCCUUUCUGUGAAUCCAGGCCCUGAUGGCUUGCCAGAGAUGAUGGUGUCCCAGCCAGGCUGCGGUUAUGCCAUUCUGCUGUGCACCUGGGACUCUGAGCAACAACCCACGAUAGAGGGGAGAGACAGGUCUUCCCCAAGCAGGGAGGCCCCUCUUCGAGACGUUAUUCUCCACCAAACAUCUGGCCGGAUUCACAACAAGAAUGUUUCCACUCAUCUGAUUGGUAGCAUUGGCCGAGGCUGCUCCAGUGUGGGUAAUGGCUCGGGUCUCUUUGCCCUAUGUACACUUGAUGGGACAUUGAAACUCAUGGAAGGGGCAGACAAGCUGCUGUGGUCUGUGCAGGUUGAUCACCAGCUAUUUGCACUGGAAAAGCUGGAUGUUACUGGCAAUGGACACGAGGAGGUAAUUGCCUGUGCAUGGGAUGGCCAAACGUACAUCAUCGAUCACAAUCGCACAGUUGCCAGAUUUCAAGCAGAUGAGAAUGUCAGUGCAUUCUGUGCAGGCCUAUAUGCAUGCAAACAAGGAAGCAACAGCCCCUGCCUGGUUUAUGUCAGCUUCAGUCAGAAGAUUUACAUCUACUGGGAUGUGCAGCUGGAGAGAAUGGAAUCCACCAAUCUCUUAAAAAUCCUGGAGAGUGACCCAGAGUUUGGCAGUCUCCUGCAGGAGCUGGGUGUAGAAAAAAGUGAUGCUUCUUCAAUCCAAGAUCUGAUUUACAAAACACUGUAUUUUCCUGAGAAACUACAGCCUAACAGCCCCUUGCAGUGUCAGAAUCCUGCUGGAACAAACUCCUCUGCCCACCACACUGUCAUCCAGAAUCCCUUACAAGACUCAUAAAGGUGAACAUCUUCCAUCCCAUUGGAAACACUCUUCUGACUGGAACUGAGCGUUCACCCUGCAUGAUAGUAUUCUCAGCUUGUCUCUUCUAUCUCAGCUGAAUUUGGAUGGGAGUAAUAGGCUCACCUGCUAUAUUACAUCUGUAUCUUCACCCAUUUGUAUAAUGUUUUACUGGACAUGCAUAAUGGAUGGAGCAGUCCCUUCACUAUUAUGGCAGCCUGAGAGGGUUGGAUAUGAGAGCAAAUAUUAUUAAUUUGGUGAUUUUGUGUUAGCAAACAAUAACAUUUAAAGAUCUUGAAGGCUGUUAUUUAAAAGCUUGCUGUGCUAUGCUCUGCAAAAUAUCCAAGAGCUGUCCUAACAGGGAGAAUGAAUUUUGUGUGGAGGAAUAGGGUGUCUUGCCAUUGGAUCAAAAAGUCUGUUGCUCUUGUAUGGGAGGACAGGACUUUUUACAUAAUACUGCAGCUGUUCUUUUUUGUUUGUUUGUUUUUGUUUUUGCACUUUCCAUUUCUAAAUUAAUGAAAUAUUUAUAGAGGACAGAAUCAGUCCUCUGUAUCUGAUGGCUGUGAAAAUUGAAGCACAAAGCAAUAAAGUGAUACAACCUGCUUUCUAACAGUGAGCACUCCUAUUGCUUCUCAGAACAGCAUUCUUGCAUCUCUGACUACUCUGUAACCACAGUGGAAUUUUUUCCCCAUUUUAAUGACCUCUCAGAAGCAUUUUUGCAUGCUCCCAUAUAAUACUAAGUGCUUGUAUAUAACUGGACUAAUGAGGCAAGAGCUCUGAAGUCACAGUAAUGCUUUGGUACCAGUGUUGCUCAGAUUAGUGGAAGUUGUGAGCAGCAGGGCUUGAAUUUGUUGUCUAUGGAGAGCUAACAGUGUAGGAACCACAUACUAAUGGGAUAAAUAAGGAGUUGUUUUGGGGCUGCUCAGCUCUGGACUGUAACUUCAGGGAGUUCCGUCAGCUGUCAUGAUGCUGCGAUAAACAGCCACCUGUCCCACUGGGCAAUCACCAUACAGAGCAUAGCCUUAGCUGCUGGCAGUGCAGUGUGACUUGGGCUCUCAUCAUUCCCACUGUGCUUUCCUAAUAGUGAUGAGUCCUGUACUGGCUAUUAGUUAGGUCAUAGUAAAUUGGCCUCCCUCUAAUUUCAGGUUUCUGUUUCCAACAACCUAGAGCUGCUGUUCUGAUGGCCAGAACAAGUGAGGAUUCUCAUUUUUCUCCCUCAGAAUUUCAGGUGAAGCAGUAGCAGCUACCCUUCUCUCUUCUCCUGUGGCCCAGCUGUAGAGGUGGGAUGAACAGGCUGGUUCUGAGAUACAUUCCUAGUCCUGUUGCUACUUGAUUUUAAUCUUCAGAAUUAGCAGACCUGACACUGAGGGACCACAGUGCAGCAGAGUUCUGCAACACAGGUUACCGAGAACAUAUUGUGUGGGAACUGUUGAAUCAUGGCCCGAACCACUGAUUGAUCACCUGAGGCAAGCACUGAGUAAGCCACGGGAGCACAGGUGAAGGCAAUUCACCUGUGUGACCAGAAGGGGUGGAACCUGGCUCCACCUCUCCUAGACCCCAUUUAAGGGCUGACUGCCUCGGGAGAAGGAUCUCUUUCUGGAGGUCACUCCCUUUGGAGUUUUUCUGGGCACCUAAGACAUGGGAAGUGCUUCCAUUUAUUUUUUUAUUAUCCCUUUCUACUGUGAUAAUCCUUCUAGUUAUACAACCUGUAAAAUAGCAGCCUAACCAUACCGCUCUGCUAAUUGUAUAUUUGUUGAUUGUAUGCAUAUAACGGAUCAACAGGCAUAUGUGUUGUGGCAUGUGCUGUUCCAUCCAUAAAACAAGUUGCUGUUCUUUAUCUGUGUUGGGUUGUGUAUUUUCUCCUCAUGCCUCCUUAAUUCUGUGGCCUCUGCCUCCUACACUGGGGACAUAAACAGGAUAAUUACAAAUAACAGCAGUGUCUUGAGUUCUCACUCAUGGUUUGCACAACCUGGUGUGUGUACAGCUGCCCAGGUGAUGGACUCUUGCUGUAUGUGCUUUGAUGAAAAUAGAGCACUACCACAAUUUGUGCUUCUCAUGGCCCCACUUAGCAUCUUGUUUGGCUUUGGUGAGGCAAGCAGUUUCCAUAGAAAUACUCUUCUUGAGCCCAUGUUGGGAUCUCAGAGGUUCCUGCAACGAUUGCCUGGAACAUUUCAUUUGUCACUGGUUGAGCUAAUCUGUUAGCUGGGUCUUACAGGCUGUUAUAGUGCUACUGCAUUAAAACUUCCUGACCCAUAACAGCAAAAGAAGAUUGUCUACGCUCAUUAACAGAGAACAUCUUAGCGCUGGCAGUUUAUGCCAAAUGGGAAUCUUUCUUAGCAACACAAGCAUAAGGGGGAUACAAAUAGUUGUAUGACUGAAACUGAUCUAUGCGAAACAAAUUUUGCCAUACAGGUCAAAUGAUAAGCAGUUCAAAUUGAUCUACUGUUGAAAUGUUGAUUUAUUUUAGUCAGAACAGGAAAGUGUUAAACCAUCUUAAAAUAUAACAAAACAUGUAAAUGUUGCAACUUGUGCAGCUUAGGCCUCUUCUCCUGUUGGAUAACAUUGCUUUGUGCUGUACAAGCCCAAGAAUGCUUCUUUGUGGAAAAUAAAGGUCAGAAGGUAUGGACACUAUA
Molecule: messenger RNA, 4127 nt
Organism: Gallus gallus (chicken)
Lineage: Eukaryota; Metazoa; Chordata; Aves; Galliformes; Phasianidae
Gene: ITFG2
Product: integrin alpha FG-GAP repeat containing 2
Exons: 12
Coding region: 301-1494 (397 amino acids)
Biological process (GO): regulation of TOR signaling
Cellular component (GO): KICSTOR complex
Molecular function (GO): protein binding
Source: RefSeq, a predicted model, not a curated record